GAGAAAAGUUCAGUUCUCAAUUUGUUUGGAUAAUGAGACCAUCUGGGCGAAUGGAAUACAAGAGGCAAAGCAAUGGUGGUUCAGGAGGAGGAGGACGCCAAUUAAACAAUACUUGUAAUAGCAACAUCAGCGUCCCUAACGCAUUCAGCCCACGCUCCUAUUCGUCACGUGGCACUGAAAUUUGGAGUGUAGCAACAUCUGGAUCUUCAAAUUCAACAACUGAACUUCAAGGCGCUCAAUCGCCAAGUAUGGGAUCACGUGUCAGUGAUAGUCAUUUGCUCACUCUUGGCUCGGAUUCUCGUUCGGUGUCAAAUAAUUUGAAUAUAGCUGCGACGAUGGCUGAGCCAAAUCUUGAGGAGCAUUUGAAGGGUGUUCUCCACAAGAAGGAGGCUGCGAAGUUGACAAGCCCGAGUGAUUUCACGUUGUAUUAUCGUGUCACGAAGGGUCAGAGCAAGUCGGAGGUGGCAACUACGAUUCCAUUAUUCAUUUGUUACAGAAAUGCAGAUAAUCAGGUAUCCAACUUCCGUGUUGUGCAAGUGCUCACUGAGAACAAUAGCAUGUGGUGGACUGUGAUCAUCAAUAAGCAGCACACUCAGAUGUUCCGUCGCCUAUCCGACCUCGUUCGCUGCUAUCACUCGUACCGUUACAUCAAUCCAGAAACUGGAGGCUCAGAGAUUUUCCCGAUCUCGAAAUGUUCCAGUCAAGUGCCCACAAACCCGUGAUUGAGUUCCCAUGAUAUGCCAAUUCGACAAAGAAGUACAAACCAAAUGCAGAUCUUUUUUUUUGAGUAAUAAAGAUUUUAGAGUGAA
Caenorhabditis elegans is the source of this 809-nucleotide messenger RNA. RefSeq names its product SH2 domain-containing protein (gene F32B6.4). The record is from RefSeq and is marked reviewed. The transcript has 4 exons. Lineage: Eukaryota; Metazoa; Nematoda; Chromadorea; Rhabditida; Rhabditidae. Bases 33 to 722 code for a protein of 229 amino acids.